AUGGCGGCGCCCCGGCCCUGCCACGCAGACUUCCGCCCGGCGCCGAGACUCGGAACCCGCUGCGCGUCGCGUCGGAGGUGAAAUCGGGACGCGCGUGGUGUGGCACUACACCCUAGGCAUCAUGUCGGAAGGAAACGCCGCGGGCGAGCCCAGCGCUCCGGGAGGGCCCCGACCCCUCCUUUCUGGGGCGCGGGGGCUUAUUGGGCGAAGGCCGGCACCUCCCCUCACCCCGGGCCGCCUUCCCUCCAUCCGCUCCAGGGACCUUACUCUCGGGGGAGUCAAGAAGAAAACCUUCACCCCAAAUAUCAUCAGUCGGAAGAUCAAGGAAGAGCCCAAGGAAGAAGUAACCAUCAAGAAAGAGAAGCGUGAAAGGGACAGAGAUCGACAGCGAGAGGGCCAUGGACGGGGCCGGGGGCGCCCAGAAGUGAUCCAGUCCCACUCCAUCUUCGAGCAGGGCCCCGCCGAAAUGAUGAAGAAAAAGGGAAACUGGGAUAAGACCGUGGAUAUGUCAGAUGUGGGGCCCUCUCACAUCAUCAACAUCAAAAAGGAGAAGAGGGAGACAGAUGAAGAAACAAAACAGAUCCUGCGCAUGCUGGAGAAGGAUGAUUUCAUCGAUGACCCUGGGCUUAGGAAUGAUAUUCGAAAUAUGCCUGUGCAACUGCCGCUGGCUCACUCGGGCUGGCUUUUUAAGGAAGAGAAUGAGGAAGCAGAUAUGAAAGCACGGCUGGCUGGCCCCAAGGAAGAGGAUAUAGAGGUGGACAUGCCUGCUGUGAAAGUAAAAGAGGAGCCCCGAGAUGAGGAUGAGGAGGCCAAGAUGAAGGCUCCUCUCAGUGCAGCCAGGAAGAUCCCGGGCCUCCCGAAGGACGUGUCUGUGGCGGAGCUGCUCAGGGAGCUGAGCCUCACGCAGGAGGAAGAGCUGCUGUUCCUGCAGCUGCCAGACUCACUCCCCGGCCAGCCACCCACUCAGGACAUCAAGCCUGUCAAGAUGGAGGUGCAGAGCGAGGAUGGGCAGAUGGUGGUUAUAAAGCAAGAGAAAGACCGGGAAGCCAGGCUGGCAGAGAACACUUGUACCCUGGCUGACCUGACGGAGGGACAGGUCGGCAAGCUGCUCAUCCGCAAGUCGGGGAAGGUGCAGCUCCUCCUCGGCAAGGUGACUCUGGACGUGACGAUGGGGACCACUUGCUCUUUCCUGCAGGAGCUGGUGUCCGUGGGCCUUGGAGACAGCAGGACAGGCGACAUGACAGUCCUGGGACACAUAAAGCACAAACUCGUCUGUUCUCCAACUUCGAAUCCCUGCUGGAUCAUAAACACCGGUAAAGCGAGCAGAUGGAGGACGGUGGUGACUGUGCCCACGACUGGCCUGCUCCAGACGUUUUGUUCUCAAAUCUGUUCGACCCAGAAGGGGCCUGUUUAGCCCACCCACUCCAGCCAUUGUCCCAGUUUUCCCCACAGGGCCCACACGUGGCUCCCUUCCACGGCGGCUGUGAACAGCACGAUGACCUUCCCACAGUGAGGAAACCGCACACCCUCACUGCUAGGGGGUUGGUCCCUGCUAUUUAUUUUUAUAUUUAUGUCUUAGCUGUGCAGUGGACUGCACCCUCCCCAGGCGGAGAAGGAUCGGUCUGGGCAAGGACAGGCUCCUUCUUUGGGGACGUCUUGGUUCUCAGGGCAGGAGACGCUAUUGUUCCCUCCUUCCUCCCAAGAGGCAGCGCGUGAGAGAGAACAGAGAUGUCUGGAGUCUGAGAUUCAACCUCAGUUCUAUCCAUUACUAAUUGUGUGACUGAACAAACUACCUAACCUUUCUGAGCCUGAGUCCUCAUCUGACAAAUCGAGGACGAUACCUACCUCACAGGGUUGGCGUGAGGAUGCUGUGGAAUACUGUCGAUGAAAUGUCCUUGCACAAGGCUGGACAUACACUGUAGGAGCUCAAUAAAUGUUAGUUUAGUUUUCCUUCGCCUGAGUGUUUUCAAACAAUAGAGAGAUUCCAAGGAUCUCUCAGAAAAGGUGAAUGGAACUGCUUCUCCCCACAUUCUUACUCCAUGUCCCAUCCCUGUGGACUGAUGCUCUGAAGGUUUGGGUUUGGGCCUCUCUGUGCCCUUUUUUCUCCUUAGCAUCUUAGGCAAGCACUUCCUGUUCAUUGCUGUGAGCCCCUAGCCAUAGGUGCCAUCAGAAGAGAGGAAAGCAAAGACUUGACUCCUCCCAGCCCUACACGUGCCUUUGGGUGUCACAGUGGUCCCAGGACUUAUUCCUCCCACCCUCACCUCUUCCAGCUCCACUUAAAUUAUUUCUCAGAAGAAACCUGUGACUGCUCGUAGAUAAUUAUCACCCCACCAACUCAAAUACUGCUGAAAAACAACCCUGGGUGAAAAAGAAAGUAGAAAUGAUUGAAUAAUGACCUCAUCAACACUGGACAGAUGAUCUCUCACUUCAAAAGUGUUAAGUUUGAGAAGCCUGCCUCUGUCUCCUGUCCUGGCAUUGGCUUGGAUCCUGCUCUACCUGGCUGCACGGGCCUUGUAGUUCAUUGUGUCGUCUUGUUCCUUUCAGCAGCUCAGUACUCUCUUGACCCAUCCAGUGUGUGGUCCCUGAGGAGCAGCGUCUCUUUCCUUAUUCCUUGUCUGCAGAGCAGGGUCAUGGAGACACCUUGGAGGUUAGCGAAAGCCGCCUGCUGCAGUGUCUGUGGUCGUUAGACACAGCAUUGCAGCUCCCUUUGCUUCGAGCUUAGCAAACUGCCUCUGGAACAGUUGGGAACCACACAGGCUCCAUGAGAAAUGCUCCCUGCUGAUUUAGCUGGCCCUAGAGGUUUGGGAAGGAUGCUCCUUUCUUCAGUCUCCUUUCUGUUCCUUGUGUUAGUUCCUCUGUUGUGUCUGACUGCGACAUCAUGGACUAAAGCCCAGACUCCUCUGUCCAUGGAAUUCUCCAGGCAGACAUACUGGAGUGGGUUGCCAUUCUCUUCUCCAAGGGAUCUUCUCAAGCCAGGGAUCGAACCAAGGUCUGUCAGCACUGCAGGCAGAUUCGUUUUCUGUCUGAGCCUCCAGGGAAGCCCUUCUGUUCCUUGAGCCUGUUUUUAAAUUCAUCACCACUGGGCUUUUCACUAAACCCUUCAAGCUGCCUCACCAGCAGCUAGGAGGCAGGAUUGACUAUGUAGUCCCCACAUUGCCCCUUCUUAGGUAAGAGCUCAUUGAGCUCUGCUAGGUGGUGCUGUUCUGGUUUCUCAUCACUGUAGAGGGCAGCUGAGCAGAAGGUCUGGAAGACAUGUGCCAUGGAAGUCCUAUUUGGUCUAAGGUGGUUUUGAUGAACCAACUGCUUUUUUGUUCUCUGAGCUUUAAUGUUUGCUCCUUUUCUACAGCUAAUGCCUUGCCAGUAAGUCUCCAUUGUAAUCCUUUCUCUUGGUUUCGCAGGGGGCAGGCUGUGGCGUGUGGAAAUCUUAGGUCUGUGACCAGGGAUCCAACCUAUGCCCCCUUCAGUGGAAGCAUGGAGUAUUAACUGCAGGACCACCAGGGAGGUGGUCCCUCUCUGGGUUUGUUUGAUUCAAAAACUUAUGCUUUUUUGGGCUAACUCAAAGUCCCUGCCUCAGUAGACAUUUGACGUUUCAUAGUCUUUAAUUCUCUGAUUCUUCCACAAAAACUUGAGGAAGAGUAUGUAUCACUUUAUAGCUCACUGUUGUGCCAUUUCAAGUGCAUUGGGGAUUGAACAUUACUACCCUGAAUCAGAGUCCCCACAGCCUGUCUUAUAUUCCUGAUGUACAGGUUGGACAGAAGUGUGAGGAGAAGACAGGACACAUCUGCUUUCUUGGACAAGCCUCCAAAGCAUACAUUUGUACUGACAAAUAAAUACAAGUAACAGUAAAAAGCCCAAAGCCAGGUUCAUGUAUGAGUGAAAAUGGAUGAAAAUUUAUUACAACCUGCAUCUAUGUGUAUGUAUUUUGUUAAGACAUGGGAAGUAAACUGUAGGCUUGUUCAUUUCUUAACUAUGUAAGUGACAGAAUGUGGGCUUUAGAGUCCGGAUUGAGUUUAAUAAAGUUGUUUUUAAAUUACAA
Molecule: messenger RNA, 4036 nt
Organism: Budorcas taxicolor (takin)
Lineage: Eukaryota; Metazoa; Chordata; Mammalia; Artiodactyla; Bovidae
Gene: POLR3D
Product: RNA polymerase III subunit D
Biological process (GO): transcription by RNA polymerase III
Cellular component (GO): RNA polymerase III complex
Molecular function (GO): DNA binding
Source: RefSeq, a predicted model, not a curated record